GCGACAUCGAUAACUAAUAUAGGGUGUUUGUCUGGACCGCGAGGGGGAACCAGAAACGAGCUCCUUACAGGAGUAACUAACCUGCCGGAUCGCAGCCUUAAUUGCGUUCGGGCCACUUUUUUGUUCGAUAUUCUCCGUGCUCGAACCAAGGCGCAGCGCCGGCGAUCCACUCAGCAGUGCAAAUGGACGGCCCCAUGCCAAGGGCGCUGGUUUCCCUGACGCCUCAACCCGGGUGCGUUGCUGGGCCAACAGCACCAUUGUUGAUCUGAACCGUGGGCGAUAGAUCGGGAUAGCUUCAGCUUCUCCAUCCACCUUUCCCUGGUUCCCACCUCUAAAUACUUCCUCUUGCCCUUGGUCCUCUUCUCUCAGAACCAGAGGUCCAGGAAUCGCGCAGGGAAGCUUUACUAAAGCUUCAAUCCCGUUGUCGCAUUAGUUUCAGAUCUAGCCGGAAGAGCGACAUAGUUCUUUUUCAUCUGACCUUUCUCUCCUUCUAACCCUUUCUUUCCCUUAUCCGUCUUCUUGGUUGAAGAGUUCACCGACUGACACAGUGGACAGGUCGGUUUGAUACCAUCUAUCGUACGACUAGCGCUGCGUGAGGUAUGCAUACCAGGGUUUUAUGCAAUAUGCGCAACGGUUUCCGGAAGACUUACAUAUAGAAUUAGAUCUGUCAAUUGCCCGCCACCGAUUUGUGACGAGUGGCUUAUAGACUUUGCCCACCAUGUUAUCGAACCCACAUCGGAAUCAACAGGAACGACAUCGACAACAUCGGCGGCAGAUCUCAACACCCUCCGCUCUUGAUGCCGCCAAAGUUCCCAGUCUUCCUGCCCAGGCAAUGCACCGAUAUCAUGCUCAUCGUCGCGGCCAGAGUCUAGACCAGAGAUCUCUACACAUGCAACGAUCGCAGACCGUGCAAGGUGGUAACCUCUUAAAUACUAACGCAACAGGUCCCCUGGUAAUGCAACAGCAACACUAUGCUCGUUCGGCGCAACCGACACCCAUGCCCAUGAUGCCUGAGUGCCAGACGUUCAGUCAUGAAGAAUUGCAAACCCAACCAAGUAUGGGAUACAUGAGCCCAGCCUUCGCCAAGGCCGAGACCCCGGCGCUGGAAAGUCGGCCGAUGAACCUCCAUCUCAAUCUGAUCCAGCAACAGCAGUUGCAGCAAGCACAGCUCAUGGAGAAUAGCGCUUGGGAUUUCUACCCACGCGACAAUCUCCCAACGGGACUUCCGCACCAUGCCAACGCAGUUCCUGCAGAUAUGAGACGACUAUCAGUGCAAUCGGAUGUCAGUCCCGCGCAAAGACCGCAUACGCCGAAACCUACGCGUAAGUGCCCUGAUAUUAGUCACAGGAGACAAUCCCCACUGAUGAAACUUCAAGACUACCUGCCCAUUACCCCUGCGACAACACCAUUCAAAAGAACAGUGGAUCUUGCGCAGUAUGGUGGCGACAUGCAGCCAACCCCUACCAAGGAGCAGAGAUUGUCUGUUCCCGUUUCAGCCCAGCCGUCGUACAUGCAACGUGCUAAGUCUCUCCAAGGAGUGGCUGGGACGACCUUCUCCCAGCAAAAGAUUGAUAUGCCCUCUCCCCCAAAUACAGCAUCCUUCGAGGUAGAAAGUUUCGAUGUGUUUGACUGCCAGCAGGGUUCCAGUUUCGAAAUUUCAAAGUCUGAAAGUUUUUCAUCUAACCACUCUUCAACGUCGUCGUCAGCAACAUCCCCUUUCAAUUCCUCACCCGACCUUGCCUCCAUGCCGCACCUUGCAGACAGUGGUAAGGCGCAGAAGAUUCCUAUUUAUCGUGCAACACCUAGCCGUAUGACCCCAAAGAAGACCCCAAGUGCACCCCCUAGCUCGGCCAAACCCAAGCUUUCUCCAAGGGUAGCAUCUAUCGACAGCCUCAAUCUUGACGCCAGGGUCCAUGCCUCUAUCAAAGAAACCGGUGUCACUAUUGACGAGAUAGCAUCAUACAUCCAUGGUCCUGACCCAGAAGAUGGAAAAUGGGUAUGUCUACACCCCGGUUGCGAACGCCGGUUUGGAAGGAAAGAGAACAUCAAGUCUCAUGUCCAAACACACCUUGGAGAUCGUCAAUACAAGUGUGAUCACUGCGAUAAAUGCUUCGUCCGCGGACACGAUCUUAAGCGCCACGCCAAAAUACACACCGGUGACAAACCAUAUGAAUGUCUCUGCGGCAAUGUGUUCGCCCGACAUGAUGCCUUGACUCGGCAUCGGCAACGAGGCAUGUGCAUUGGCGGCUACAAGGGUGUUGUGCGCAAGACCACUAAACGCGGUCGUCCGAGAAAGCAUCGACCUGAAAUGGAUGAGAGACAAGAUAAGUCCUCCAGGACGCGCCAGAGAAUCGCUGAAAAGUCAUCGUUUGAUUCUUCUGGAUCAGACACUUCGCGCAAUUCGCCGCCCUCGGAAGUCUUCGAAAACAUGAGCCUGCAGGGUUCUAGUCCGGUGGGGGAGAUGCCAAUGUUCAGCAAUGUUAAUUACUCAUUGCCCCCUGAGGUCCUGACUUUCACACCUCCCGCCUCUCCUGGGGGUAGCAUAAGAAACAGACCAUCACCUGCCCACAGUCAGCGAUCAAUUACCCCAAGCACGGAGGAUGAAAUGCCACCCUUGUCUCCAUCCAAACGACCUCUUGAAAGGAUCAUUGAAGAGUCCGGUCUACCUCUAAUUUCGGACCCUGAAGUCUGCCCCUACACGAACACUACAAGCUCAACAACUCAUGCCCUAUCUUCCCCACACACCGCCCCCACUUUGAUCGACUCAUCAAAUGGCUCAGACCUAGACAUUUUCAUCAACCAAGACCCAUCUACAAGCUUCAGCAAGCACGAGUUCCCUGGCUUGACUGACCCUGACAUGGCGGCAUUCCCUGAUUAUGUGAACGGUCCCUCUUUUGAUAACGGCAUGGAUUUGUUUCAAGGCAAAGGCUUCUCCAGCGGUCCCUCAAUGGGUGACGAUUUCUUUUCUUUCCAAUUCCAAAUGGACGAACAACCCUCGGACGUUAUGACGAGGGAAUUCUUCUUGGAGUGAAGGACCCGCAAACGACAAUUUAUAGACAUGGAAAAACAUUGAUGGAGACUGACGACGCAACGACACUCGAAUAAUGGUGAAUG
Molecule: messenger RNA, 3114 nt
Organism: Aspergillus pseudotamarii
Lineage: Eukaryota; Fungi; Ascomycota; Eurotiomycetes; Eurotiales; Aspergillaceae
Gene: ace2
Product: putative C2H2 transcription factor (Swi5)
Exons: 1
Coding region: 719-3031 (770 amino acids)
Biological process (GO): regulation of transcription by RNA polymerase II
Cellular component (GO): nucleus
Molecular function (GO): RNA polymerase II cis-regulatory region sequence-specific DNA binding; DNA-binding transcription factor activity, RNA polymerase II-specific
Source: RefSeq, a predicted model, not a curated record